Polistes canadensis is the source of this 1837-nucleotide messenger RNA. RefSeq lists its product as uncharacterized. NCBI's taxonomy places the organism in Eukaryota, Metazoa, Arthropoda, Insecta, Hymenoptera, Vespidae. The record is from RefSeq and is a predicted model, not a curated record. Gene Ontology annotation, cellular component: chitin-based extracellular matrix. Gene Ontology annotation, molecular function: structural constituent of chitin-based larval cuticle.
AUGGAAAGUUGGCCUACGUUACCGUACCGUAGGAAUUUAAAGGGGGAUAUAAGUAUAAGAACGCGGAGACGGGGAGUCGUUCGCGGUAGUGUCAAGCAUAAACGCACCGGCACCACACCCAGUGUGCCCACCAUUGCGAAACAAGACACGACCAUGCGCGUCGCGGUGAUCUUAUUGGCGUGCGUCGUUGGACUCUCUACGACACAAUUUACGGAUGGAGGAGUUGGUGGUAACCCGCAAAGAGGCCAAUUUCCACCUGCAGCUAUUCGAUCUGCUCGAUAUCAGAGGUUACCGAUAGCACGACCAAGUGCACCUUCGCAAUCAGUAUUUGUUAAUCAACGAUUACGUCGUCCAAUUGCGUUCAGAUCAAGAGGAGGUGAGGAUGGUCAAACAACAGCAUCAUUUGCAGCAGUGAGACUCAGUAAACCAGGGGUACCAGCAACCGCAUCAUCACCGAAUUAUCCUCAGCAGAUAAAACCAGUAAAAGAAGAUAGCGAAGAAGAUGAACGUUCGCGUGAAGGAUUCCGUGAUCAUCAUGAACGCGAGGAAGAUCGUAGCUUUGAACCUGACGAGGAUGAGGAAGAAAUUAGCGAGGAAAAUGUUUCAAGAUCGAUCGGUAAUACAGGUUCGAAUGAUUCGCAAAGACAAUCAAGUGGACCAUCGGCAACGCAACAACAACAACAAUCGUCUGGUCCAGGACAAUAUCGUUCUUCUUAUCAAACUGCAUCUGUUCCGGUAUCAUCGACUGGUAGAGGAAGUGCAUUAGCUCAACAAGCACCUUCUGUUCAAUAUAGGACAACACCAAAACCAACGAAACCUAGAAAACAACCGAUCGUUGAUGAAUCACCAUUUAAGGAACAAAUAAGAGGUUCUCCACCUAAACCUUCUAAACCUACACAGAUUUAUGAUAAUCGUGGAAAGAAACCUGUAGCACAGAUAAUAAGAAGAUAUCGUAAUGACAAUUCCGAUGGUUCGAUCACCUGGGGUUUCGAGAACGAUGACGGUUCAUACAAGGAAGAAAUUAUUGGUACAGAUUGCAUAACUCGUGGCAAAUAUGGAUACGUUGAUCCGGAUGGUCUUAGACGUGAAUAUACUUAUGAGACUGGAAUUAAAUGCGACGAGGAACAAAAGGAGGAAGAAGAAGAAAAUGGAUUCGUUGAUUAUCAAGAAAACAAAUUAGUUUUACCCGAUGGUAAAACCAUUGAUCUUUCGAGUAUGGGUAAAAAACAAUCACGUCGUCCACGACCUACUUACGGACACUAAUAAUACAGAUUAUUAUUAUAAUCCACGUUUAUUUAGGUCAUAGUAAGAAAAGCUAACGGAGAAAGAGAGACAUACACAUUUGAAAAGUUCAAUCCAAUAUUUCUAGAAAUAGAAAGACUUUUAAAUACUUAAUCAAUUUCUUAAGAACACCAUUAUAUAUACACUAUCGACAUAGUUCUUACGAAAAUUCCAUGUUCUGAUUCUAGAAAUAAUUUGUUCUAUAUAUUCUUAUAUACAUUUACAUUGCAAGCACAUAAAAUUGUAGAAGGAAAAGUUGUAGGAGAAAUUGUGGUAGGAAAAAGAAAAAAAACGUGAAAUACGCGUAGUUAAUAUUUAUCAUUUUUUUUUUUUGUGUAGAUUCAAGAAAGUUAGAUCAUCUGCUUUCGAUUUUUAUUUUUAUCAAUCCCACGUUCCCGACCUUUCCCCAAACUCUGCCAUGCACGCAUUCACGUCGGCGAAUGAUUAAUAAAUUAGUUAUUUAGUUUGAUAUAUCUACGAGGUGUAUAUUUAUACAUAUUGAUGUACCUGUAUAUCGAGUCGAUCGAAUAAAAAAUAAUAAAAAUAUCAUUUACAA